This is a messenger RNA of Thecamonas trahens ATCC 50062, 660 nucleotides long. RefSeq lists its product as uncharacterized. Lineage: Eukaryota; Apusomonadida; Apusomonadidae. The transcript has a single exon. The record is from RefSeq and is a predicted model, not a curated record. The coding region runs from base 1 to 660 and encodes 219 amino acids.
AUGAAUGCUAGCAAUGGCAGUGGCGGCGGGGAGAAGAUGGUAGAGGCAUGGGCGUAUGCUGCCGGUGGACGGGAGGCCGCGGUGCGGUGUGUGGUGGAGACCGGCGGGGCGGCGAUGAGGGCAAUGGUCGGCUCCGAGGCUGUGGUUGUGGUUCCGUACACGGCGAUUGUACUGCAUGCGGCUUCGACCGAUGAUGUUGCUGAGCGAUAUGUGGUCAUCCAAGUCGAUGAUGCUGCAGACGGGGUCAUGGUGCCGGACGGGUGGAGCAGUGGGGACAUCCGGCUGGCCCCAGUCGAUGCGAGCGAUGUGGCGGUUGUUGUUGCCGGGCUCACCCAGGGCAUCCGCGACAAUCCGGUCGAGGUGGACGAAGAGGCGAUGGCUAGCAUGAUGGCGAUGAUGAGCAUGAUGGCUGGGAUGCAGGCCGGGCCGAUGGAGGCCGGUGGCAACGACGGAGGCGACGAGGGCGACGCCAACGACGACGAUGGAGGUGUGGUGGCCGUGGCGAGCCUCCCUUCCGGCCUCAUCCGGAGCGAGGAAGAGAUGGAGGCUGCUUUGGCAGAUAAUCCCGAGGCGCGGGCUCGGUACGAGCGGCUGUGCUCGGUGCUGGUGGUGGAGGACAGCGGGGCUGAGGACGACGAGGAGACGGGAGAUGGAGAGUAG